UUUCUGUCCAGGACUGAUGUAAGAUAUUGGGAUAUUGAACAGCAGCCUUUGUGGAAAAAAAUGUCCUACUGUACCAAAGAGAGAGCUUGCUCAGAUUUGGCAAAGCCUCCAGUAAAUGAACCGAGGGAACCGGAACAGUUUCUAAUGCAGGCACCCCAGGGAAAUCCACUGCUGCUUUCCCACACCUUACAAGAGCUAUUGAGCAAGGAUAGCGUGCAGGUGGAGCUUAUACCUGAGAAGAAGGGCCUUUUUCUGAAACAUGUGGAAUACGAGGUUUCCAGCAAGAGAUUCAAAUGCUCAGUCUACAGGCGAUACAAUGAUUUUGUGGUGUUCCAUGAGAUGCUGCUUCAGAAGUUCCCGUAUCGUAUGGUGCCAGCACUUCCACCAAAGAGGAUGCUGGGAGCUGAUCGAGAAUUUAUAGAAUCUAGGAGGAGAGCACUGAAGCGGUUUAUAAACCUGGUGGCUCGACAUCCCCCUUUCUCGGAAGAUGUGCUCUUGAAACUCUUUCUGUCCUUCAGUGGCUCAGAUGUACAGAAUAAGCUAAGAGAGUUGGUCCAAGGAGUAGGAGAUGAAUUUAUGACCUGCAGAUUAGCUACCCAGGCCAAGGACUUCCUUCCAGCUGACAUACAGGCCCAGUUUGCUGCCAGCAGGGAGCUCAUCAGAAAUAUUUAUAAUAGCUUUUAUAAGCUUCGGGACCGUGCGGAGAGGAUAGCUUCUCGAGCCAUUGAUAAUGCCUCAGAUCUCCUCAUAUUUGGAAAGGAGCUAAGUGCUUUGGGCUCAGACACUACGCCACUUCCUUCCUGGGCUGCUUUGAAUAAUAGCACGUGGGGGACUCUGAAACAAGCCUUGAAGGGUCUGUCUGUUGAAUUUGCACUUCUGGCAGAUAAGGCUGUGCAGCAGGGUAAACAGGAAGAGAAUGAUGUGGUGGAGAAGCUGAACCUUUUCCUGGAUUUGCUCCAGUCCUAUAAAGACCUGUGUGAAAGACAUGAGAAGGGGGUAUUGCACAAGCACCAGCGAGCAUUGCAUAAGUACAGCAUGAUGAAGAAGCAGAUGAUGAGUGCCACUGUGCAGAACAAAGAACCAGAAUCAGUGGAGCAAUUGGAGUCUCGGAUCGUGGAGCAAGAAAAUGCUAUCCUAACCAUGGAGCUGCGGAAUUACUUCUCUCUGUAUUGUCUGCAUCAGGAGACACAGCUUAUCCACAUCUAUCUGCCUCUCACGUCUCACAUUUUGGGGGCCUUUGUCAACUCCCAGAUCCAGGGUCACAAAGAGAUGAGUAAAGUUUGGAAUGAAUUGAAGCCGAAGUUGAGCUGCCUCUUUGUGGGAUCUAGCAAUAUGCCAACUCCACCAUUGUCACCUCCAGAGGGAAACUUCUUCUCCAAUUAAUGCUCUGAGCAUCUAGCAUGGAGCAAGAAGUGCAAUCAAGGAAGGGGUGGGACCUCUACCUCCAGAUGUUAGGAUGAAUCCUCCAAACAGCUAUUUUUUUUUGUUUUUUAUUUUAAUACCGCUGCUUUGAGCUGCUCUCUGAUUUAGACUGUAUGUGGGGCAGAACAUACAGAUAUAAAGACAAUCCCUUAAUUUUGAAAUGCUCUGGGGCAGAGCUGAUGCUCCUUGUCCUGCAGAUGCUCUUCGUGGGGUCAGGGUGUGACCUGGGGCAGCGUGUGCUGCAGUGUUGUUGCUGGUGCCUCUGCAUCUUUUACUAACAGUCCUCCGAUAACCUUUAUCUGCACACAUCCUGACGCAUCUCUGCAGUGCUGAGACGAACAGGAUGUGUGAAGCACUUGCUUGUAGUAGAGACGGAUUGCCUUGUAAGCUUGGGAGGGCCUGUGUUAGGGGCAUAUGUGCGUAAGAAAGGCUGAAAGCUGUCUCCUGUCCCACUGAUAGGUGUCUGGAUUUGAUUUCUUACUGCUAGACUUUAGCACACAAUAUGUGAACGCAGUGGUCGGGGUCACUAACCCAGCUGGGCAGGGGUUAGUGCUGCUGUGUGACAGGAAUUUUCCCAGUGAGGCCAGGCAGACUAUUGUCAGCAUGUUUCCGUUCACGGUUGCAGGGCAGCCUAGAGACUUGCUCGUAUUUUUCAGUUUGGGGCCAAAGACAACUGGGUUCAGGAACUCAGAGGAGUUUGCCUGGCACAAAUGAAAAAAUAAUUGAAUAAAACACUCCUUAAUUGUAAACCAAUCACGCUGUAAGAGAACAGCUGCAAGGUAGCUUGUUUAUUUUCUUCUGGAGGUUCUGACAUCUAUCUGUUGAGGAGCUGUUUAGGGCUAUUGGAGAGCUGCUGACCCGAAGGCUGGUGUUUUCUUUGGUCUGGUAUCAGAUGAAGUAUCCUGUUACAGCAGCAGGCUGGGACACAAUGCUGAUGAAGUUCAUUAGCAAAAAAUCAGUAUUUAUCAGGAUGUUACUGUCAUUCUUUUUUUCUGGCCGUGGGUAGCAUUGGGGUGUGUUUGUGAAGGAGAGAAGACAAUUAAGUGACAUUUCUCUAUCUUUCUAAAAAUAGCAGUCCUUGGUAAUGGGGUUUUCAGAAUAAUUUGUUACUGUGAUAAAGGGACUAAACAUUCUCCACGUUUCACUUUUGCAUCUCCAGUGACUUUCCCUCUUGAGGCAGAGGGUAGGGAGAGGACAACUUGCAUGUCAUAUUACCUUAGGGGAAAUUCUGCAUAUCCUCCAGAGAAACUGAUAACCGAAGAAACUGCAGACGUAUGCAGCAAAACUCCACAUGAAGAGACUCCCCUGAACCUAACUUCUCUGGGGCCAAAAUAGCUGCCAAAGGGGAAUUUGAGACUUGGCUUCUUAGAGAAAGAAAAUAUCUUUGAGUGGGUAAAAAGGAAGUACCUUAACAAGGAUGAGUGCUUGCUGUCAAACUGGAACCAUUACAGUAUUUUCCCACUGGAGAACUUCCCCAUUAGCAGGAAAUAUAUUUAAAUCCUCCAAUCACAAAAGCUUUUUUUUUUUUUUUCUAGAAAAUUCAGUGCAACAUAAAACUCUUCCUAGUGCAGGUGGAAAUUGUGGGUUAUUUUUUUCAGCUAGGAGCAAGAUACUAAGUUACUUGCCCAGGUUCAUGGGACUGGCAUAACCAUUACACACACCCCUCAAAAUGUGGUAAAGUGAAGUUAUGUGGGUGAAUUUCUUGGGUGCUGGGCCUUAAGCAGUGUGUAGGGUGUCUUGUUUACCAACCUUGCUCAGAAGGCAUUAUUAAGAGCUUUUUAUAGCAAUUCAAAUGUUAACUCGCUUCUGAGUCUUUCCUCCUGCCUAUUGGCUUUGUCCAGUGAGACAAAUUAACUGCAAAUGGCUGUGACAGAUUUGAUUCUCUCUCAUGAAGAUUUCCAGAGUGAUGCAGAAGAGAUUCUACUCACAAGCCAGAGCAAACUGGCUGGGGAGGGAAAUAUUUCUGCAGUACAGGAAUAAAGAUGAUACUAUCUUAGGAAUGGCACAGAAGGUUUUUUCUGCUUGACCUUGUCUUGAUUAGGAGUGUAGUCUGUGCUCAAAGUUCAGAAAGUGUGUUACCAUAUUUUUUAAAUGCUCUUUGCUCCUGGCAUCUUUAGAAGGUGCUGGCUGGUUAUGGCCUGUCAUUUGCUUAUUCUCAAUAACCAUCUUCCCUCAUUCAGCCUUCUUUGCCUGAUGUGGUGAUCAGUCAAUUAAGAAAAUACUGUAUGUUUUGGGGUGAGAUCUGAUACCUGUAUGAGGGAUCUUCUACAUAACUUGUCUGGCUGGGGAAGAUGACUGGGCUAUGUUCUGUAGGAGCACUUGCGAAGUAUUAGCCAGAAUGGAACUUUACACUUCUUACAUUUAGAAAAAAGUUAUGAUUUUGGACUUGUUUG
Molecule: messenger RNA, 3815 nt
Organism: Athene cunicularia (burrowing owl)
Lineage: Eukaryota; Metazoa; Chordata; Aves; Strigiformes; Strigidae
Gene: SNX8
Product: sorting nexin 8
Exons: 11
Coding region: 61-1383 (440 amino acids)
Biological process (GO): retrograde transport, endosome to Golgi
Molecular function (GO): phosphatidylinositol binding
Source: RefSeq, a predicted model, not a curated record